Messenger RNA from Polyodon spathula (Mississippi paddlefish), 4644 nucleotides. Its product is annotated as arylsulfatase G-like. NCBI's taxonomy places the organism in Eukaryota, Metazoa, Chordata, Actinopteri, Acipenseriformes, Polyodontidae. The record is from RefSeq and is a predicted model, not a curated record. The transcript has 11 exons. Bases 1028 to 2602 code for a protein of 524 amino acids. Gene Ontology annotation, molecular function: arylsulfatase activity.
CUUUUUUUUUUUUCCUACAGUUGUGCCUCCAAAGUGUCCUUUUGUGAGAAAUGCGCUCAUCUAUCUGACUGAGGCAGGACGAUAGUGCCUGAGACACUGAAAGAUCCUCCAACACCUUGUAGACUCAAUAGCUUGAUUGCUAAAGCUGUUCUUGAUACAUGAGAUAGACUUCCAUCUAUUAAUGAUGACAUUGUGUCCUAAAUGUGAGCGUUUGAAUGCCAUAUCUACUGAUAUCUAAAACAAAAAUAAUAUUUUCAGCAAUUGUCAGUGCGACAUCGGGAUCAGCACAUCACGAUCAGGCCUUGAGUGUACAAAACAUGAUUGUCAUUGCUUGUGCUAAACCAAAGACUGCAUGACCUUCACUGGAGAUUUCCCAUAUUAGGCUAUUAGUCUUCUUUCAUUUAAGGAAUUUAGAGAAGGUUUUAUCAGGUAAAUCUCACAAUGUGGAGCGAAGCAGACUGGAAUGGCCCAAUGGUGUCUAAAAACAGGAAAGAUUGAAACUAAAAAUGUUUUCCUUGGCACACUUCCUUCAGCUUUGUCUACUUUAUUUUGACCCGUUCCACUGAAUGUCACGUUGUCAUAUGAAAUACAAACACAAAACAAGCAAAACAAUGUUGUUUUGCUUAUUUGAUCAAAAUUAGGUAAUCUCAUUGAGCCUGUGAUUUUUUUUUUUGGUUGUUUGUUUUUAUUUAUAUUUAUUUAUUUAAAAUUUUCCAGAAAUUACAAUUGAGCCUUUGAAAGAUGAACCUCAGCCAUGAAUAUUGUAGAAGCUGAUGGGAGCUCCUACCUUUCAUCAAACUUGCCUUUCUGAACGAACUUGUCGCCAUUUCCCAGUCCCUGAGUUUGUCUUUGUAUACUGUAUUCCCAUAACAACUAUCCCUGUUGAGAUGCAAGACAAGGAACUACCAGAGGUGUUAAGAAUAUAUUACUAAACAUCUGAAGAUCCUAACAUCAAUUCAAAGAUAAUGUAAUUGGAUUGGAUUCCCACAUGUACUUGGUUAACUGCUGCAUUUAAGCGGUUUUGAAGAUGGAAGGAUGCUCAAUAUCCCUGAUUCUGCCAGCUGCUUUGUUCACUGGAUUUCUGUACUAUGUUUCCAACCUCCGAACUGGAGUCGACACAAAUCAUUUGCAGAAGCCAAAUUUUAUUAUCAUUCUGGCUGAUGAUAUUGGAUGGGGAGACCUGGGGCAAAACUGGCCAAGAACAAGUGAGACCCCCAACCUAGAUCUGAUGGCACAACAAGGAAUGAGAUUUACAGAUUUCCACGCAGCUGCUUCAACGUGCUCCCCAUCCAGAGCCUCCCUGCUGACCGGCAGGCUGGGGUUAAGGAAUGGAGUGACCCGGAACUUUGCUGUUGGUUCUGUAGGGGGUCUCCCACUCAACGAGUCUACACUUGCUAACAUAUUGAAGGGGGGCGGAUACUACACUGCCAUGAUAGGUAAAUGGCAUCUGGGGCACCACGGCCUGUAUCAUCCUAGCAAUCGGGGUUUUGAUUACUAUUUUGGGAUUCCUUACAGCAAUGACAUGGGCUGCACAGACACGCCCGGGUAUGACAUUCCAAGCUGCCCUCCAUGCCCAAAAGAUCCUGAGACAGACUGCUGCAAACAUAAAGACUGUUACUCAACAGUAGCACUACCUCUAUACGAGAACAUGAGCAUUGUGGAGCAGCCUGUUAACCUGAGUGCCUUGACAGAACACUACGCAGAGAGAGCGACAAGAAUUAUCAAGCAUGCCAGCAAACCCUUCUUGUUGUAUGUGGCACUGGCACACAUGCAUGUCCCUCUGUCUCUAGCUGGGCGCUUUGUAAACACAACUCGCCAAGGCGUAUAUAGUGCCAGCCUCAGGGAAAUGGACAGUCUUAUCGGCUUGAUAAAGAACACUUCUGACACCACAGAUAAAGAAAACACCAUCAUCUGGUUUACUGGAGACAAUGGCCCUUGGUGCCAGAAGUGUGAGUUUUCAGGAAGUGUAGGUCCUUUUCUUGGAAGCUGGCAGGCACACAAAGGAGGGAGUUCUGCCAAACAGACAACAUGGGAAGGUGGGCACCGGGUACCCACUGUUGCAUACUGGCCAGGCAAGAUCCCAGCCAACAUCACCAGCACGGCACUGCUCAGUGUGCUGGAUAUCCUCCCGACUGUACUGUCCCUGGCUAGGGUGGGCCUCCCACUCGACCGGCACUAUGAUGGAAUGGAUGCCACUGAGGUUUUGUUCAAUCGCUCACAAACAGGACACAAGACUCUGUUCCACCCCAAUAGUGGAGCUGCUGGUCGAUUUGGAGAUCUGCAGACUGUGAGACUAGAGCAGUACAAGGCUUAUUACCUCACAGGGGGUGCAGAGGCAUGUGGAGGGGGUACAGGACCAGAGCAGCUCCACGACCCCCCUCUCAUUUUCGACCUGUCCCGUGACGUUGCGGAGGGGGCUCCCCUGGACAGCAGCAGCGCAGAGUACCGAGGCGUCCUGGAGAGGGUCGCUGCCGAGAGAGAGGCCGUGCUUCAGGACAUCGCCACAGACAACGUCUCCCGAGCAGACUACACUAUCGACCCUGCAGUGGAGCCCUGCUGUAACCACCAGCACAUAGUGUGCAGGUGUCAGGGACAAGAAUGACACAGAGACAGCGACAGUAUUCCACACCCAGUUGGGAACUUUAUCUCAUUUCCAUUCCAGUCCAAACGCUUUUUUUCCUGUGACCACAGAAUUGUGAAAUGUAAAACAUAGGGUUGUUAGAAAGCAAAAACCCUCAAAGUGACCGUAACUUAAAAGGAGUGUCAAGCUUUGUAUUUGACAGAGAAGGUAAUGGGAUGAUAAUGUUUUGUUUGACUCCCACAGGAGGGUGCAGUCUGUGUACAGACAGGGGUGUGGUUAUGUACAAAUGUUUGAAUGACUUUUUAAUGUUUUUUUUUUUUCUUCUUCCUAACCUUGUAUACAGUUCAUAAAUAAUAAAAUGGGAGAGUUGGAGAAGGCACGGCCAUAAGGCAGUAGAAGUACUAUAUUCCGGAGAUAGACGAUUGGAUAGUAGCGGGAGCCAGAUGAAGAGAAUCUCUUGCGUGGACGAUGAAACAAAGAUCCAGUCUUGAUUAAACGGGAUAGGUUGGAUGUGAUUCUGAGCACAGAAGGUUGAAAAUGUUGACCAGCCAGUAGCGUAUGAUGAUUUAGUAGCAGGAGCUAGAGAUGCAGCUAUGUAGCAUCGGGCAGAUCGCAAGAGGUUGGUGAGAGUUGAGUUUAGUAAGCAGCAGAUGUCGGAGAUGUGCGGUUUAGGGACGCUGAAGGAACAAGUUAAUGAUAUUGGGAUAUCUGUAAACAAGGAAAAGCAUCAGCAGCGUUAUUAUGGGUACCAGGAAGGUGACGGGCUUGAAUUAUGAAAUUGUGAGAGACUGAGAUCCAGGUUAAACGUCAAAGUAGUUGCGGGGAGUAAGAGUGCCCUUUAUUAAUGAUGUGAACUGUGGGUUUAUUGUCGCCGUAAAAUAAUUUAUUUUUGUGUCCAUUGACUCCAGAGGUGAGCGGCUGUGCUGAUGGUGUAGAUUUUAGAUUGUGGGAUAAGCUUUGGAUUUCAGGGGGCCAUUUGCUGGGGAACCACCGAGAUCCGAGAAAAAUCGCCAAAUCCGUUAAGUGAAGCAUCGGUAAAGACAGCAAGAUCGUGGGAAGCUGAGAUGAAGUCUUGGUAAAUAGAUAGGCCAUUCCAGUGGGUGAUUUAGUGUGGCCCACAUCUUUAUAUCCUUCUUGGCUUCAGAGGAUAUAUUGAUGUAGGAUUUUAGGUUCUUGUCAGGAGUGGAGGGUGCCAGAAGACGAGAAAUGAAUGUCCUACCCUGGGAGAUAAUGUGUAAAGCAAAGUUGAAAUGGCAGAGAAGAGAUAAUAGAUUGUGUUUCUUGAUGGAAGGGGAAACCUGGAAGCUAUUGAUGAGGGAGCGAAUGUGUUCUAGUUAAGCAGGAGGGAGACUGGCUUCAAAUUUGACUGUAUCAAGUGUAACCCUGAGAAAUUCCAGUUAGUUGACUGGGCCAAUGGUUUUGUCUUCAGAGUGGAGUGUGGGAUCUUCUGUUAGAGCAGAGAGUUUAACUGGCUCUGUGGCAGCGGGUGCAGUGUGUGGAGCAGGGGAGGGGUGUCUGCUUCUAGUUGCUUGCUUGAGGAGGAAAGACAGGUUCAGCAGACACAGCUUCACAAUAGAGGUUGAAUAGAGCGAGCCGAUCGCUGUCAAGGAAUAUUAAUGCCUUUGUCGAACAAGGCUUUUAAAAGCUUGGCAAUGGGCCAGCCUAUAUAAUGAAGACGCUGUAGGGGUUGAGUAGUGGAGUGGCACUUUGAGCAGUGUGGCUGCUAGGUGGAGACUGGAUGUUUGCAGGAUUGGCUGGCAAUGAAGCUGUAGUGACAGAAAAAGAAGCUGGAGGACGAGAAGUAUCUUCAGAGCAGAUAAGAAAAGAUAUUACGAAUCGGACGAGAAAACGAAAUGACAGAGCACAUUUGUAGAGUCUGAACAUUUGCUAGAAAGCAAAAAACAAUAGAGAAGAUGUGUGUGAUUGAGGUUUAAACAGGAAAUUAAUGAUGAUAGGCAUUAAUUAAGGGGCCCCAGCUCCCACCACUUGAAUCUCGCUAGCUAACAUUUAAAUCAAAAUGCAUGCCAUGCCCUUUCUUAAUGAAGAAAACACACAUACACAGA